Molecule: messenger RNA, 4890 nt
Organism: Oppia nitens
Lineage: Eukaryota; Metazoa; Arthropoda; Arachnida; Sarcoptiformes; Oppiidae
Product: ral GTPase-activating protein subunit beta-like
Exons: 13
Coding region: 322-4848 (1508 amino acids)
Biological process (GO): regulation of small GTPase mediated signal transduction; activation of GTPase activity
Molecular function (GO): GTPase activator activity
Source: RefSeq, a predicted model, not a curated record
GUGAAAUAUAAACACAACAAACACUCAAAUGAGUUAUACUUUUAAUUAAUUUGUUAUUUAUUUUAUUAUUUAUUAUUAUUAUAUGCUUUCAAGUGUACGACAAAUGUAACAAAACGUGAUUUUUAUUGAUAUUUAUUGAAAACAAUUAACUAAAUGUCAUCUAUUGAUACCACUUAUCAAGUGAUUCAUCAAAUUGAUUGAAAUAAUCAAAUGAGUGCUCAAAUUGAUUAUAAAACAAUGUGAAGACAUGGAUGUCAACAGUGGCCACAAUUGAUCGAUAGUUUGGUUGAUCACUAAAUCAGUUGAUUGAUUGGUCACACAAUGAACGGCAUGCCGUCAUCCAAGUCGAUGUAUACGGAGUGGUCAGUGUUUCGGGUGGUCGACAUGUGUGAGGCCAGUCGGGUCUCAGUAUUGCACAAAAUGCCACAAAUCAAUGGCACACUUCUGGUCACAUCUUGUGUCAAACCAUUGGCCCAAAUGUUGAACAACACAAAUGUCAUCAACAAUACUACUGAAGACAACGAUUUUCUCCAGAAUGAUAGGGAUGUGCUUUGGAUUAUGGAAGUGAUCUGUUAUGGUCUGUCACUACCCUUGACUUCAGGUGAACAACACGACUGUGUCCGCGAUUGUGUCAGUCUAUACAGCGAAUGGUUAUACGCAUUGAGUCCACAGUUGGCCAAAUCCAAGGUAAUCCCUUUCCCGAUCCGAGACGACCCGAACCUCUAUUGUCGCAAAAUCUUAGAACACAUUUAUAACAUAUUCAUCGCCCGACCCGUCGCUGGCAAUGAAGCAGUUGUUUUGGAUGCCAUCCAACGUCAGGCAGUAUUAUGUCAUCGAUUAUUGCGAACAAUAGAAAACAUAGUUCAAGACGAACACAAUCUAAUGGACAGACAAUUUUGGGAUUCACUUCUUAUUUUUUUAUUAGCCAUUAACGACACAUUACUAUCACCACCAGUGGAAACCAAUGAUAUCGGUACUCAAAUUAGUGACCGUAUAAUAAAUGUUUUGUUUGAGAUUUGGUUAAUCGCUUGCUGUCGUUGUUUUCCUUCGCCAUCCUUCUGGAAGACAUUCCAACACUUGAGUAGCUGUUGGAGACACAGACCGGCACUGAUUGACACCUGGAAUCGAGUCAACUAUUCUUUGACAUUACGUUUAGUCAAACAUAUGUCUCCUAACAGUUACGAUAUAAACGCCAAUUCACCAACUCUUCAGAAAAACUAUUUAAAUGUCAUUUUAGAUGAGAUGAAUGAAGAGACACUUAAACAAUGUUGGUAUCGAUUUCUUCAUUGUAUUGGAAAUCCCGUUGAUUUGUGUUCGCCUGAAAUUAUUAGUAAAACCGAUAGGUUUUAUCACAGCGCCUGUGCCUCAGAGAAUGUGGUCGACCCUCGACAACAUCCCUGUCUCAACAAUUUGCCGCAUAUUUUCUACAAAUCAAUGAAAGGACUUUCAGUACUCGUCGAUACAUUUUUAGGAAUUCCAGUUACUUUUGAAGAGAUUGAUGUAGAGAUGUACAAAUCGUCGACAUCACUAGCAAUGUCUUCAGCCAUCAGUUCCAUUCAACCGCCACCGACUCCUCCAGAGCGACGUAAGCCAGCAUUUCCCGCAUUAACUAUAAAUAAAACACAAAACAAAGGAAUGUCAUCAAAACACACGGUUACCACUAAAGCUGAACCAAAUGUCAAUCCUUUGCCUACCAUUAUUUAUCCAACGGUUCCAGAAUAUAUAUUGCCACCAACUCGACCAAAGUCAACAUCAAUAUUAGAUAUAUUAGGCGAUUGGCUCUUUCAGGCGGCACUCUUUGGAUCCGAUCUGAAAGAAAAUGAAAUGAUUCGCUCAAAUAGCAGUCAAUCAUUCUCUCAAAUAAAUGAAUUACAACGAAAACAAUCUGCAGCUUCUGAUCGGUUACUCAUUGAGACUCUACCACUAUUAGGUCCCGAAAGCUUUGAAGCCGGACAGGCGGAGGCUAUUGGGGCACUCUGUCGACUGUUUUGCUUUAAAAAGGCAGACGAAGAAAUAUCAACAAUGCUUAACAAACAACCGCAUCCACCCUUUCAAAAGGUUAAAAAUUAUUUAACACAAUUUCAUUUGGCACUUCAAUUUGGACUAUCGCUUAAAGAAACUUUUCGGCGCCAAUUUAUAGCAAGUAUUCUUAUAAAUUCAACAAAAAUCUUUGAAGUGGAUCUUCCAGGAGGUAGUCUACUAAUACCACAUUAUUUAAAAGCGUUGGAAAUUUACUUAAUCCCUAAAGAGAAGCCAAACACUAAACCAGAUGUUGAAAUCCGUCGAUCGUGUAUUAAAUUAUUGUUAUCGUUGUUUUCAUAUCCAUUGCAUUUCAAUGAACUUCCCAUUAAAGAAACCUUGAGUGAGACCCCUUCGACAACAUUCCAGUCCCUUCGUCCUCGUCUUAUUAAUCUUCAAAUUCAAGCACUUUGUGGUGAAACCGACUCAAUAAAUGUUCAAAUGAUAUUAGGCGGUUUUCUUUUAAUGGUUUCUGAUGUCUCUAAUAAUGAAUUAUUCAAUCAAAAUGAAAACAGUGACAGCAGUCUUGAAUCGAUGCGAUCAAACUCUUUGAACGGACACAAUCUAUCUUUUGGUCAAACGAGUUGUGAAUCGAGUUUAAUGUCAAGUGAUAUCCAAUAUUUAGACGAUGGAAAAGGCAUUCCUGACACAGCUCGGGGUUUAUUUGGUCGGGCGCUGUCACAAGUGGGACAAGUGUUGGCCCGAUGUCGUGAUAAAAGUCAAUACGAUUCACAAGUUUCUUUGGCUGCACUCGAAGUGCUGUCAGUUAUCGGACGAAUCAAUUUAUCAAAUGAUAGUAAAUAUGGACAUCAUAUGAAUUGUUUGCUUGAAUGUAAAGAUACGGUUAAACAGAUAUAUGCUUUUAUUGAGAGUCAGUGCGAAAAGCCGGCGCCAUUCCAUUCAAAAGACUUACAUUCCACUAUUGUCGCCGCUUAUCAAUGUCUGGCCGUUUGGUUUCAUCAACACUCACACCUCCUUAGAGAGAAAGACUGUAUUUCUAUGUUAUUAGAAGUAAUCGAAUUAGGAAUUUCUGGAUCAAAGUCCAAGAAAAAUGGAUUUGUUUUUAAAGCAGACAAACCAUUAAAACCGGCCUCAAUGAGGGUCAGGGAGGCCGCUGAGUCAUUGCUCACUUUACUUAUGAAUCACUUUAAUAAUUGUCCACCGACUCCGUGCCCACCGGAAUCAAUAAUAGGUUCAACUUUAUUAGAUGAAUGCAAUUUAUUGAAAUAUUUAUCAAUCGGUAAAAAUUUAUCGCCUGAAUCUGCUUGCGAUCGGUUCAAGUACUUUGUUAGCGAUAAUCUCAUAAUGAUUGCAAUUUUGGAUAUCUUGGAACCAAAUGAUAAACAAACUGUUUGUAUAAUCAGAUCUCCAUUUGGUAAAUAUUGCUGGUCUUUCACGUUUAGACAACUGUCCCGAAAACACAAUAUGAAAACUUAUAAUGAAGUGGUUGCUCGACCUCUACCUAAACCCGAUUCAAUGACUAAUAUAUUGGGCCAAACAGUCCGUCAAUUUCCUGAAUCAUUAGAUAAAAUAAAAUCUACAAAAUUCGAUAGCUUUGUCCCAAAUCUAACCAAAAUGAUUGCCGAAUCGCCAGAAUUUCGUUCGGAUCGGGAUAUUAUGACAAGUCUUAUUGAAAGAGUUGAAAAUCAUAUGAAAUAUGAGAAACAAAGGGCUCAUAAAAUACCAUUAGCUAACAGAAGCUUAGAGUGUAAGGAACCGAUGCCAUCAACAGAGACCGAAGCGGCCAGACUCAUACUCUCGCACUUCAGUUUCCUUUCAUUUGAAACAUUGCAGGACGCACCUAUGGGUCAAAUGAUUCCAUCAUUGAUUGCAUUGAACAGCAAAAGUGCUGAUUUUGUGUCAAAUUUGAAAAUUCUUGACUCAAUUUCUAACCGAACGAGUGAUACGGCAUUUGUUUAUUAUAUAAAACAAGGAGUGAAAAGUGCUGAUGAAAUACUUGCCGACACUAAACAACAAAUCAUUUCAAACAAUCAAUUUAAAAGUUUUGUAUUAUCUUUGGGUUCUGUUGUCGACGUUAAGAAUCAUUCGGGAUGGACGGGACAUAUUUCAACCGCUUGGAAGAUAAUACAAGAUUGUAAUGUCAAAGAUCACGAAAAGAAUUGUGUAUUUGAUGCUAAACGACAUGUUCUCUAUUGGGCUGAUGUAAGCCAUGAAUUAGUUUUUGUAUUACCGUCGAGUUUUUCUUCGCUUUCGGAAGAUUCAGACAAUCAAUCACUUGAUGGCGAUUAUAAACAGAGAGUUACUGCAGAUUUUCAUUUAGACACAAGAUCUGUAUCGAGUCUUAGUGAUGAUGGAAGUAAUACAUCGAAGAAUAUAACAGAAAACGAAUCGACAAGAAAUAGUCUGAGAAGGAAAUUUCGAAAUCAAUUGCUUCAUAACGUCGGAUGUGAUGUCAAAGUACUUAUAUUUUGGAUGGAAAGCACUGACGAUCACUACGAUCUACCUAUCAAUUCUUUACUUUUAACGACUGGCACUGGAGUCGAGUCUAAUCUAAGUCUUUGGAAAGACUUCGUCCUUAUACUUAUUCAUCCGCUAAAGAACGGACUUUUCAGGAUUAUUCUACAGGGAUCGGGAGGACGAACUCCAAUCACUUUACCCCUAAUCGAUGGUAUGGUUGUCAGUAAACACAUUUUGGGUACAUUUGUCCGAUUGGCAGCUCUGAAUGUAUGCCGACGUCGACGCCUCGAUACUGAAAGCUUCCAACCACCUCAUGUCAAGAGAAGACUGAAGAUUCAAGAAAUUGUUAACAAAUAUAGACUUUUGUUACCUGAGUCUGAAUUUUACAAUUCGUUAUUUACUUCGAAAUAGUUUAACGUUUGUUAGAUUUAUUAAUAACCAAUUCAUUCAUAU